CAGCUGCGGUUCUGGCGCAAUCCCCUCCCAUCAGCGGAUUCCAGCAGAACUGUGAUUCUGCGGAGCUAUCGUAAUGUGUAAAAUGGCGCUGUGUCUUUCAGAACUGGACAGCUCCCAUUAGGCUUAUUAAAGAGCCGUCUAAACAGCUUGAUUUGAGAUUAAAUCAAGCGGAGGACAAAGCCAUUAAAAUGAAUGACAGAUUUAGCUUUUCAUCGUAAUCUUGACAUUCUGUCAGUGCUCCACAGGACGUGCGCGUCGUUUGGUGCAGAGACCACAGAAGACCCUCAAUGGUGCCUCCGCAGAGACCUUCUCAAAAAGAAUGACCAAAGAAGAUUCAGAGGAACACAUCAAUGGCUCGCGAUGACAGACAUCGAUGAAAUGGACUGAAAUAUUCAACUUAACCCGUGGAUUUAUCCGUCUGUUCGGCAGUCUUUCUAUAACAUGGGGAGAGAGAGCACAGAACCAACGAAAGCUGUGUUUAAAACGAGAGAAUGACACGUUUGGACUGAUAUUAAAGUCUUUUAUUUAAUAUCAAAGCUGUUUUAAUGCUGGACUUCAUCUUAUCUUCAGCAUGCCAGCCUCUCUAGCAAUGCUGAUCAUGUCUGCGUCGUUUUUCAACCCGAGUUUUGCACUGAGCUCUCAUUUUGACUCAGAUGGCGCUCCUCUGAGUGAGCUGUCCUGGUCAUCAUCUCUGGCUGUGGUGGCUGUCUCUUUCUCUGGCCUCUUUACUUUUAUCUUCCUCAUGCUGGCUUGCCUGUGCUGCAAACGUGGAGACAUUGGUUUUAAGGAGUUUGAGAAUGCAGAGGGAGAGGAUUACCCAGCGGACAUGUCCACUCCGGCGUCGCCUGCAUCUCACGCCGGGCCUGACGUCUACAUCCUUCCUCUCACCGAAGUCUCACUACCCGUCGCCAAGCAACCCGGCCGAUCAGUCCAGCUGCUGAGGUCCAAUGAUCUUGGUCGCCACAGCUUACUUUACAUAAAGGAGAUUGGACAUGGUUGGUUCGGCAAGAUAUUGUUGGGGGAGGUCCACUCGGGUCUCAGCAGUACCCAGGUGGUUGUUAAGGAACUGAAAGCCAGCGCGAGUGUUCAAGAUCAGAUGCACUUUCUGGAAGAGGCACGACCGUACCGGUCUUUACAGCAUCCGGCUCUAGUGCAAUGCCUCACCCAGUGUACCGAAGUCACGCCCUAUUUAUUGGUCAUGGAGUUUUGCCCUCUGGGUGAUGUUAAAGGCUACCUGCGCAGUUGCACACUACCUGACCCCUUACUGCUUCAGAGAAUGGCGUGUGAGAUCACCUCAGGCCUACUGCACCUUCACAAAAACAACUUCAUCCACAGUGAUUUGGCUUUAAGAAAUUGCCUACUAACAUCAGACAUAAAUGUCAAGAUCGGAGACUAUGGACUAUCGCACAACAAGUAUAAAGAUGACUACUUUGUGACAUCAGACCAGACCUGGAUUCCUUUACGCUGGAUUGCCCCGGAACUGGUGGAUGAGGUUCAUGGUAAUCUGCUGGUUGUGGACCAAACAAAGGAAAGCAACGUCUGGUCUCUUGGAGUAACCAUCUGGGAGCUCUUUGAAUUGGGCAAUCAGCCAUACCGCCAUUAUUCAGACAGACAGGUUCUCAGCUAUGCUGUAAAGGACCAGCAAUUAAAGCUGCCCAAACCUCUCCUUAAGUACCCUCUUGCUGACCGCUGGUAUGAAGUGAUGCAAUUCUGUUGGCUUCAGCCUGACCAGAGGCCCACUGCGGAAGAAGUUCAUCUGCUGCUUAGCUAUCUAUGUGCCAAAGGUGCCAGUGAGGCAGAGGAGGACUUCGAAAGACGCUGGAACUCAAUGAGACCAAACACAAGCCAUGCUAAUCUACACGGAUCAGGUGCACUUGCCAUUGACAUGCCUAUGUCAUCCUCCAAUUCUUCAUUCCCACUCCUGGAGCAGUUCCCUACCGGAGAUGGGUACCACUCUGAAUCUGGAGAUGACAUCCUUACAGUUACUGAAACCAGCCAUGGCCUCAACUUUGAGUACAAGUGGGAACAGGCUAGAGCUGAACAGCACUAUCAUUCUUCAUCCACCACUGGCACUUUGGGUCAAGGCAAUCCUCAUUGUCAGGAGGUCUUCUACCCACCUGACGGAAUAGUGGGGGGCUGUGCAGUUGAAGGACUGGCCUUAGGGGUUUCCCCUUCGUACUACGACCCCAAGCAACUGCAGACCCCUGUUGUGGUACCUGUCCUAAGUGCUCACAGUCCAUCAGUGAGCAGUGAGUACUACAUCCGCAUCGAGGAACCCAUACAAAGCAAUAUUGAUAUGAAUUUCACCAUGUGUGCUUACAGUCCAGAAUUUGGAGGCAGCAAUGGGAGCUUUUUAACAGGUAGUGGUGACUCGGGGGAGUGUAUCAACUGUCCCUCUGAAACUAAGCCAGACAUGUAUUGGUCAGCAGAUGUUCAUAAAUGCAGUGCCUAUGAUUCAGACACCAGUCCUGCUAUGUCUCUAACUAUGGAGCCUCUUUUAAGCCACGGUAGCCCUCCCAGGCCAUGGGAGUCUGGUCACUACGUCUCGUACAAAGACAGAGAUGGAGGUUACUAUUACGAACCAUCACCGCCCAAGAGAAUGAACCCCUACCUGAUUGGAGACUCCGUUGAACCUCCACAAGAGAGCUGGGGGUCUCGAAGCCUAAGACAAGCUCUUGGAGAACUAGAGGACCCUUUAGGUGUCUCCCCAUUAGUCGGCAGUCCUCCGCAAGACUAUGCUGAUCCUUACUUGGAGAACGUUCAAGGUGCCAUUAUAGGAAAGAAUGCUACAGGAGGAUACUAUGAUAUGAUGGGCUCAUUGAGGAAGACAAUGCCAGGCAACCACUCAGUUUGUAUUGACAUGGCAUCAGGUGGAGCUAUAUUUGUAGGUCGAGAUGACAGUGAAUCAGAAGAAGAGGAUAUAUUUGUAGAGAGGCGAGGAAGGAGCUGGUCCGCCAGCAAACCGGCUAAUAACACAAGGGUGUAUCAGAGGCAAGGGUCUUGCGGGCAAGAAUCGUAUGCAGACUUCCACUACACAAUGCCGAUGACAGAUGUUGAAGAUACUUGGCCAGAAGAGGAAAGCUUGGCAUACCAUAUGGCCAAACCAGUUGACUACUUAGAGGCGACAGUUAAGAGUAACACAUGUUUGGUUCACGGAAGACAUAUACCUUCAAACCCUUCACCGGAGUGUAGCUCAUAUCUACAUAUGUGCCAUGAACCCAGAGAGGCUGAAGUAUAUCCCGUGCCAUGCUGUCAGGCUUUGAGCAGUUCACAUUUUGUGGAUCCUUUAACAGGGGCGCUUGUGAGAAACUGCUUUAUGAUCGACUGUGUUCCAGGGAAAAUCAUUGGGUUGACCCAAAAAGACCAACAUCCAGGUCAAGCACCUUUAUCUGCUGAACAUCUAGUCUCCAAAAUAGAGUCAUCAAGGGACGGUGUGAAACAAUUUGAUGUCUCGGAACAGUAUGUGGAUGUUGCAGUGGUGGGCACAAUCUCCAAACAUGAAAAAGUUUUGCAUCAAGAUACAGUUCCAGCAGACCCUAAAACUGAAGCCGUUACCGUCACACCACAGCUGGAGAAAACCCCAGCUGAAUUACCUAGUUUAGAACCAGAAUCAGAGUUUAGCAAAACUGUGGACAGUGGCGUGGAUCGUGGACGCUCUAGUAUCAGUCUUGUGGAGAUUGAUGACUGUAGCGAUGAUGACAUCACCGACGUAACCUCAGGGAUUUUUGGUGACUUCACAGUAGAAGUGGAAACCGUUGACUACACCAAUCCAACAUUCAAGUCUUUACAAAAGCAGGUCGGUACCCCAGACUCAAUGGACUCUAUUGACAUACCAUCUACAGCAUGUUCCAGUGAGAUACUCAGUCCUGCCUCGAUUCAUCCGUCUAGCUCUCCUAAAACUGUCGACAGUGGCUAUGACACAGAAAACAAUGAAUCUCCAGAGUUUGUCUUAAAGGAACCCCAUGAACCACAAGAUUCCAAAGCCUUAAUCCAGCCCUUGGUAAAGGUAACACCUGGGACUACAUUUGUCAGCAAAGAACAAGAGAUUGACAGUGCAGAGGCAGAGCAGAUAGAUGUUGAUAUUGAAAUUCCCUUGACUAAAUCUGAGAGCAGCGAUGGAGAGCUGAAAGCACUGAGUGAUAAAACUCCAUACAGAGAUUCAGCCUACUUCUCUGAUUAUGAUGCGGGCAAAGAUAAAGAAAGUGAAGAGGACAUCAAUGAACUUGAGGAUCAGAGAGAUGAAUCAGAAGAAAUUAUAAAUAUGGAGGAGCCGCUUCCUCAAGAGAAGAUCAAUGUAGAUGAAACUCUUUUGCCAGCUACAAAGGAGAGUGAAAAACCGCUUGAACAGACUGAAGACGUAACCUCCACACAAGUAGAUGAAAGUUCUUCUGCUGGUGACGCUGCAGUCAUGUCUCUCCCGUCUUUUGAGAAUGAAGUUUCAACGACAAGAGAUCACGUUGAUGCUGAAGAUCUUGGGAUAGAAUCCGAUCAUUCUGCUGAAUUUGAACAACCAGAAACUCAAAUAUUUGAUUCAGAUGCCUCCUUUAGUCCCAGUGCAAAGGAGGAACCUUGUAAACACGUAGGGAAUGAGGAAAAUCCUCUUGACCCACAAACCCCUGAAGAAGAUGUUGCAAACACCAAUGUGUGCAUCAACGAAUCCAUUCCAGAAGUUCUCAUUGAUGAAGAGAAUGACACAGUCAAUGACCUGAGCUGUGCCGUCAUGUCCCAAGAAGAACCAGUGAGCCCAGUGAAGGAACCCGAAAAGGAGGUUGUGGUAUUUGAAGAAAGCCAACGUGCAUCCGAUUCCACUACACAGGAGCAGCUAGAAUCCAAGAAUGAAAAUUCUGAAGAUGGUGGACGUAAAAGAAGCUCCUCACGUUCUUGCUCUCCUCCCCCUCCAUUAGAAGGACGGGCAUCUCCCACAGAUGGAGAGGAGGCAGAUGAGGAAGAUGGCGACUCGGAGGACAGCGAUGAAUCAGAUGAGGAGCUGCGCACUUACAGCAUUCAGGAGCAAAGUGAAGAAAGCGAGGACGAGAUCUUGCCUGUACCUAUUAUUGUGAGCGAUUGCAGCGAUGCACACAAACUCAGAAGCCUACUGAAGAUGCCAACGCUGGCCAGCGAUUCACUGUGUGAUGAAAUGGAGACCAAAAAGAAGGUGGUGUCCUUCUUUGAUGAUGUCACAGUUUAUCUGUUUGACCAGGAAAGUCCUACCAGAGAGCUUGCCGAUCACAGCUUUCCUCUUGGUGGAGAGUCAGGCAAAGCGAGUGCAAAGAGCAAAGUGCCAAACCUGCAGGAACGGGUCAAUGUCUCUGAUGAUUCUUCUGAUGGAAACAUCUCAGAAGAGAGUGCUGGGUUUGAAUGGGAAGAUGAUUUCUCCCUGUUACCCCUCCCCACAUCUUCCAAGGGGUCUCCGCCGGAUGUAACCACAAAGCCGAGCCUACCAUCCAGUAGCAGUAAACCUGUGGCUCAGGUCUCCCGUUUCACCGUCUCUCCAUCCAAUGUGUCACGUUUCUCCAUCACGCAUGUCUCGGAUUCAGAUAUGGAUUCUGCUGGAGGAAGCAGUGACGAUGGGGAAAAGGAGUAGAUCAUCAUUCUACUGCCAACAGAGAGCUGCACUCACAGACCCCUUAUUUACUUUUGCUUUUUUGAAUGAGGACAACAAAGUGUAAAGGUUGCAUUUCCUACAGUAUUUGGAUUCCCUCAAAGACUGUGCCUCUGCACAUUAUCAAUCUCUUUAGAAAAACCACCCGAACAAAGACAGAUCAUACACACAAUCUUUCUUAAGAUGAAGCAUUUUCAAUUGAAGUUUGGAUGGAUCUGGUUAGUAUGGAGCUACUGGAAAUCAACUGUGACUGUUUGACAAAACAUCAGAUAUUGUCAUUUUGGAACGUGUUCAGAAGACACUAAAGCAUGGCUGCAUCACAAACCGACAAGAAGAUGAGCAAAAUGCAACAAAACUGAUUUUUUGCUGUGAAGUAGCAAUGCAGUAGUGUCUUUCUAGACGAAUGAAGGAUUUUUAAAAAAGUUGGUAAUUAACUGUGGGUUUCUAUGACUAAAAAUAAGUUUAUCACACACGGCCUUGUGUUUGUCACCUACCCAGAGUAGCAUAGUGUUAUGGUGAUGUGGCAAUCUGAAACCAGUUUUGAGUUUAUUACAGAUUUCAAUUUGUUUUCUUUUGAGCAUUGAAUUGCUUAGUGUAUGUUUUUAGCUGUUUUCUGUAUUUAUUUGUCAUUCAUUUAAGGCAGAUUAUUUGAUUGCAGUAUCCCAGUUUGGAGACCAAAUUUAAACAUUUAAAACGUUUUAAACGUUUAAAAAGUCAGCAUCUAAACCCAUGGAAUAAAAAAGAAAUUGCCUUUUAAAAGCGUGGAAGUUUUACCACGCAAUUAUAAAAUCAACAUUAUACUCUUAAUACUUAAAUAUCUUUUAUCAAACAUCAUGUAAUGGAGAAGAUGUAUUUGCAUUAUUAUGGGGCAGUUCAUGGUUUGCAUUUAUGAUGAUGUACUUAUCAAAAAGUGAUGCUGUACAUGCCUGCUGUCUUUUGAGAGUUGGAGCGGACUUGUGUUAUGAACUGUGUGUUAAACACGUCUUGUUUUAAGAGUGUUAUUUAUUCACGACACUUUUUAUAUUUUCUUGAAUGUUAAAGAACAAUUAAUGCUCUUUAUCAUUGUACGCUGCAAUGCUUAAUCAACGCUGGCCUACGUGUUGGACUCAAUAGGAACAAUUAAAACUUUUGAACAAAAUGGACUUACGGUAUUGCCAUCAUAUUGACUUUGGGAACAACAUCGCCACAUCUUUAUGGACUCACAGAUGUAAAGGAGAACAGUGUACAGUACUGAGGAACUCGAAGCGACCUGCACUUUUCUGUGCGUCUGACCCUAAGCCUGGCAGCCGGAGGGCCAAGCAGAAAUCUUCAUGAAAUAUUCUUAAAUAUGUUCCAUGUUUGUUUGCCUUUUAAGGAUUUAUUAUAUGUAAUCGUCUAGCUUAGAUUGAACUAGACAACAGUCUGUACUAUUUUUGUAUUGGAUAAAACCAUUUUAAACUACUGACGGAGUAUAGCUGGUGAAAUCUGGCCAUAUGAUGGUUUUGGGUUGCAGUAUAAUAAGCGAGAGUGACUGUAUGUUUCUCAAAUGUGUCACAACCUUAGUGAGAAAAAUUAAACAAUUCUGUUUAACAGUUUACUCUUGUUUAACAGGCUUCUCUCUUUCAGUUUACUUUAAUAUACAAAUUGCAUUACAACUACUAUAUAUUUCUUCAAGGUUAAAUAGAUUUAAGUACAUGGCGGUGAUAUAUAUCGUGUUCAGCAGGAUAAAUAC
Molecule: messenger RNA, 7313 nt
Organism: Triplophysa rosa
Lineage: Eukaryota; Metazoa; Chordata; Actinopteri; Cypriniformes; Nemacheilidae
Gene: lmtkb
Product: apoptosis-associated tyrosine kinase b
Exons: 14
Coding region: 572-5584 (1670 amino acids)
Biological process (GO): peptidyl-tyrosine autophosphorylation; brain development
Molecular function (GO): ATP binding; protein tyrosine kinase activity
Source: RefSeq, a predicted model, not a curated record